This is a messenger RNA of Musca vetustissima, 341 nucleotides long. RefSeq names its product DNA-directed RNA polymerase III subunit RPC10 (gene Polr3K). Bases 15 to 341 code for a protein of 108 amino acids. Gene Ontology annotation, cellular component: RNA polymerase III complex. The transcript is spliced from 2 exons. Gene Ontology annotation, biological process: termination of RNA polymerase III transcription; regulation of DNA-templated transcription; DNA-templated transcription. Lineage: Eukaryota; Metazoa; Arthropoda; Insecta; Diptera; Muscidae. Gene Ontology annotation, molecular function: nucleic acid binding; DNA-directed RNA polymerase activity; zinc ion binding. The record is from RefSeq and is a predicted model, not a curated record.
CCAAGUAAUGAAUAAUGUUGUUAUUUUGUCCACAAUGCAGUAAUAUCUUAAUGGUAGAACAGGGCACAACUGGUCAUCGUUUCUCGUGCAACACAUGUCCCUAUAUAUUUAAUAUCAAGAAGAAGUCAUCGACAAAGACCUAUCCCCGUUUAAAGGAAGUAGACCAUGUUAUGGGAGGCGCUGCUGCAUGGGAGAACGUAGAUUCCACUGACGCAGAGUGUCCAUCGUGUUCACACAAGAAAGCUUACUUUAUGCAAAUGCAAACUCGUUCUGCUGAUGAGCCUAUGACAACAUUUUAUAAAUGCGCCAAUCAAUUGUGUGGCCACAACUGGAGAGAUUAG